AUGAAAAAUCGUCAUCAUAUUUUUGUUGUUUUUCUUAUCACAUUUCUUAUUUCAACAAUUUAUUGUGCGAGAAAAAGCAAAGGCAAAUUCAAAGCGAGUGGGAAUGGAAAUACGAAUAGCCAACCAUCAAAUUUUUGUUUUUGGAAUCAAACAAGCUGUAAGUUUUGCUAAAUUUUGAUCAUAAAAUAAAUGUUAUCGAGACUCUAGAUCACUAUCAAACAUGUUUCCGUUCAUGUUGCAAAACGAUAUAAAGAUAAAGCGGGAAUUUUUUAUGGGAUAAGAUUGAUGCCGAUGUUUGUUUCAAAACCAGGAGUCAUGUUUUAAGUUUAUCAAUUUAAAAUUAAAAAAGAUGAGACUUGCCCCUGAAAGAAGAAUGAUAUAGGUUAAAAAAUUAAAUUACACAGGCAAUUACAUAUCAGCUUAUUAUAUCUCUAUAGAGAAAAUAGAGAAUAAAAAGAAAAUUCCUAACGCGCUUUUCUUGCGAACCAAUAUUUUUCACACAAUCUCAAAUUUAAUUAUAAUAUUCACGAUAAACAAGACAGUUUUUUUUUUAAAUUUAUCCGCAAUUUUUAGCCUGGACAUUGCCAUAUCAGUCAGUUACUGUAGAAUGCUGCGAUUUUGAAUUGAAAAAAAUGAUGACAGAUGCGAUAAACGUUGCUCAAACAACUCCAAAACUUGGUGAUCUUGCAAAAUAUAUUCAACGACGCGCUCAACUUCAUUAUCAGUUAUCUUUUGAAGUUAUUAUUUCCUCUAAAACAUUUGCAAUUUCUUCACAUUAUCAUGGAACACAUUCUUGCAAAAUAUUUGAUGGAAAUCGAUAUUAUUUGAUUUAUGAAACACCAAGAAAAUAUAAACCAUUUGAUAUAAAAAUUGAAGAUUAUCUCGCAACAAUCGAUUCGUCGGAUCCUUUGGGAAGUUCAAAGAUUGAAAAUUCUCGAGGUGAUUUUAUUGAUAUUCGACAAGACCCAACAGCUGGUGAUGAUUUAUCAAUUCAACCUGAAGUUGAUAUUAUUUUACAAUAUCCAAACAAAUUUGCACAACAUGAUCCAAGUGAGUAUGUUCGAAAAUAAAACGUUGCCGACCUUCAGUCAAAUUCCGUUCACUUCAAAACUAGAUAUUUUAUCUAUUUAUCUUGUUUUCCAAGGAAUAGGUACAUAUUCCUUCGGUUCAAACAAGAUUUCCUUGCCCUCAUUUGAGGACAAAAUGUCGCUAAUUGUAUCAAAAUGUUACAGAAGAAGAUAUUGUUCGAAAAUUCGAGGAAGCCGAAAAACGCGCAAAAUUGGAGAUGGAAAAGUUAAUGGAAUCAUUGACCGACAUCACAAUUCAAGCAUUGGAAAGUAAUGCAACUGUUGUUCACAAAGAAGUGUUUUCAAAUUUAACAAUAAAUGGAAAUGUAACCGAUUUUGAGUUACCAAAUCCAGCACCAAUUCCAAGAAAUUUCGUGAAUUUGAGAAAACGAGACAGUCUUCCGGAUAACACACAUUGCGAUAAAAAGAAAAACGAUGGUCAGUUUGGUUUUUUCUCUCUUGGUUCGUUGUUCAUUCCAAAAAAAAUUGUGAUAGAACAGGUUUUUUGAAAUUGAUGAAAAUAAAUACGGUUUUUCAUUAACAAGACUGUAGUAGGAUAAAAAUAUAUAACAUCGGUGUGAAAUCUUCAGAAAACAUUUCUCUCAUGUUUCUGCACAAAUUAGAUUUUUCGAUAUGAAAAAAUCUAUGCUUAAAAAACUUAGGACCGAAAUUCCGAAAUUUUUAAAAGGGAAGAUUCCACAUGAAAUUUUCAGAACAUCUGGAAUUCAGAGCAAAUUACUUUUCAAGUUUUCAGGGAAUAUAUGUUGUGAUGGUCGACUUGCUUCAACAAUGCGCGAUGCAAUGAUGCAGAUGGCAACAUCACCAGAUUUCGGUCCCGGGACAGAAUCUAUCAUUGCAUCUGUUAUUCAGAAAAAAAUCCAGAUGCGUUUUGAAAAAUCUUUUGAAGUUCUAGUUUCUCAGGAUGAUUUUGUUAUCAAAACUUCGUAUAUUGGAGAUAACAUAUGUAAAUUCCAAAAUCGUGGAUUUUUUAUCGCUGCUUACGCAACACCUAAACAGGUAUGAAUUAGUAGUUAUAGAAAAUGAAAAAUAACAAUAAAUUAUAAAUUUAGUAUGAUGUUGAAGAAAAACAAAAAGAAGCGAAGUUUGCAGCAACAAUGAAUGACGAACCUUUAGGAUCAAACAAAACAUCAUUUGAUAAUCAAGCAGCGUGGCAUACAGAAUUGAAAUUAUAUCCGAGUGGUGACAGAGCUGGUUAUCCAAUUGGUUCACAUUGUGCGGAAACAAGAACUGGUUCAAAAUGUUGUAGUUUGAUUAUGUUCAAUGCUAUGAACACUGCAUAUAACAAACAUGUAAAUAAGGAUAAUUUUGAUCCAUAUGACAUGCGUAAACUUGCAACAGAAAUUCAAUGGAAUGUUGAAGAAGUCUUCCAAUAUUCUGCUGAAGUUAUUGUUUCAUUUGAUGAUUUUGUAUACGCAACACAUUUAGAUAACAAUUAUACAUGUAAAUAUCGAGUUGACAAAUAUUAUAUGUUAGCAUAUUUGACUCCAGCACAACCAAGAGAUGAAAGACAACAAAAAGAAUAUGGAAAUGAACCAGAUGCUGAAAUUGUGCAGCCAGUAUACACCGAAACACCGUAUUCCUAUCAAUUACAAAUUCAAUCACAACAAAUUCAACAACAAGUUGAACAAGUUCCAGCACCAAUUGUUCUGCAAUAUUACAAUCCGCAGAGUUAUCAACAAUUUCAGCCAAUGUUUCAUCAACCAUGGUAUCAAAAUUCUUUCGAAAGAGUUAAAAGGCAAAUUGGAGAAUCACCAGUGAGUUUAUGAAAAUAUGAGUUUUAAUUUUUCAAUGCAACCUCUAAAUGUUUUCAGUAUCCACCUCAUAGACCAUCUUACAACGACAUUGGAAGUGCAAAAUCAUUCAAUUGUCCAGCUGGAUUAUCAGGUUUAAGUGGAUUGGCAUGUUGUGAUGGCGGUCUACAAUUUGAGGCCAACAAAGUAAUCGACCAAGCAAAACAAUCACCAAAUUUUGACAAGCAUAAUACUCGGGACUUGGCAAAAUUGAUGACUCGAGCUGUUCAGAAACGAUUUGGAACAACAUUCGAAAGUGUUAUCGCCGAAGCUGAUUUUUCAUGGGGAACCAACAAAUUCAAUCAGAAUUCCUGUAAAAUCGAUAAUAAUGGAUACAGUGCUCUAACUUAUCAAUCAAGUACAAAACCACCACCUUCUUCUGAUUUUAUUGAUAUUCCAAAUGAUCCAACGCUCGGAGGUCCAACUGGAAGUUCUGGAGGUGGCGGAGGAGGAGGAGGAGGAGAAGGAGGAGAUGGAGAUGAAGUUUCAAAUAAUUCGGAUAAUGGGGGAGCUAACGAUGAUCAAGCUGCUGAUAGAGCAGGAGGAUUUGCUGCUAAUGGAGCUUCCGCUAAUGGCGGAACAGCGAAUGGUGGAGUUGCAAAUCCUGCCGGGAAUCUCCCAGCUCCCGCAUUCCAAGACGACCUUGGUGCUGUCUUUAUCAACGGAGAAAAUGAUUUAGGAGCAUCUGCUUUUGCGAACGGCGCAAAUGAUCUUCAAGGAGCUGCUUUUGUAAACGAUGUAAAUGAUUUGGGAGCUGCAUGGCUUGCACGAAAUGAUGAUUUUGGAUUAUUUGGCUGGCCUGCUGCUCUUAGAGAUGCUUGCUUUUCAGUCGAUACAUGGCUAACUACACCAACUGGAAAAAAACGAAUGGAUGAAUUGGAUGUUGGAGAUUACGUUCUAACAGCCAAUCGAAAUAGGGUUUGUCUUUUAUCAAAAAAUAGGUGUUCAGAAUGAAAACAAAUAAAUUUAAGACAUUUUUUGCUCGAAUAACAAUGUGGAUUCACCGCGAACCGGAAACAUUGCAUGAAUUUAUUACUAUUAUGACGACAUAUGGAAAAACUCUACGAAUGACUCGACAUCAUUUUAUGUUCCGCAACAAAUGUGCAGGUAACCAAAGAAAAAAACAUCUAUGUACGUAAUAUUUACACAAAUCAUUUUUUUUCAGAAAUGUUUGAUAGAUAUAUCGACAUUUUGCCAGCUGAUAGUGAAGCUGUAUUUGCUGAACAAUUAAAAGUGGAUGACUGUGUUAUUGUCGUGACACGUGGCAGAUUUGAGCAACAGAAAAUUCAAGAAAUUUUUACAGUUGAGAGAAAAGGAAUAUUCUCACCAUUAACUGCAAAUGGAAGAAUUAUUGUGAAUGAUAUGUUAGCCUCAUGUUAUAGUGAAUUUCCGCAAUCAACAAUUCAAAUAACUUACUUCUGGGUAAUUGCAAUCAAAUGAUUCUCAAUUCUUCAUUUUUUCAGACCGCUCAUAAAAUCCGCCGACAAAUUCUCAAAGCUUUCGAUAAUUUGACACAUGGUAUAAUCGAAAUUCCAAACUUAACCUCACUCAGCAAAGAUAUUCUACGGUUGAUUUUACCAAUUCGAAAAUAA
Messenger RNA from Caenorhabditis angaria, 4470 nucleotides. The record is from the annotation of a GenBank genome assembly. Lineage: Eukaryota; Metazoa; Nematoda; Chromadorea; Rhabditida; Rhabditidae.